This is a messenger RNA of Emericellopsis cladophorae, 1908 nucleotides long. RefSeq lists its product as uncharacterized. Lineage: Eukaryota; Fungi; Ascomycota; Sordariomycetes; Hypocreales; Bionectriaceae. The record is from RefSeq and is a predicted model, not a curated record. The transcript has 2 exons. Bases 1 to 1908 code for a protein of 635 amino acids.
AUGAGCCAGGUCAAGAACCUGAGGGCUAUGUUUGAAAACAAAGGCGAUGACUCAAAUCCCCCGGAUAGGGGCAGAUCUCCCGCAGGCUUCAGCUCAAAUAGAGGUUCAAACGCGUCCGAGUCUCCCAGGCCGCUCUCAACCGUUCGAACCAACUUUGUAGCCAUCGAGAAGCACGGGCGUAUUGGGCUUCGACGGGACCACAGCUACGAAACCAGUCCAUCAGAGAGAGCUGCCAGCAAUGAGUUUGACAAUGAGUCUGCCACAUCUGCUCCCACUGGAGAUCUUGGACGAGCGAAUCGGAAAUUGUUCCCGAAAGAAACUAUACCCGAAUCACCACAAAGCUCGAGCAUCGAUGCUAAGGUCAUGGUUUUGGACAAGUAUGGUGAUGAGGUCCCUAGCCAGGCCACAUGUGGCACAAAAAAAGCCGCAGAUUGGGUCUCUUCACCACCAGUCGGCUCUACAGAUGGAGCAACAACCAGUCAAGGGCACGGCAAGGCCGCCACGGAGAGUGUGUUGACGUCAGGGGAUGCUCCGUCCCAAGAAGAACGGCAUGGACCCGUUGCGCAGGAACAGACACGGCCAGCACGGAUAGCCGACAAGACCCAGAAGGACCCGAAAGUCGCAGCCAACUCGGGUGCCAAACCUCCGCCGAGAGCCAGCAGGCCAACAGCUGAAAAGCAAAUCGUCACUGCUCCGGGGCGCGCGCAACCUCGAACUAUUGCUGCCGCCAGUCACGGAGCGAAGACUACCUCCUCUUCAGGAGCACAGAAGCCGGGACCGAUCAGGACCAACAAUGUAUCGGAACCCGGAUUUGUCAAGCCGAAGCCGAAAUCACCAACGAAGCCAGUCAACUUGCCGUCAUCUCUGAUGGCACCUACAGCGUCGUCUGUGUCAAAAGGCGCGGCUGCAUCUGGCAAACGAUCUGUUGGUCUCAGUUCUGGGGCAACUUCAGGCCGGCCUGCCAGUAGAGUGAGCGUGAAUGGGCCUGCCGGAGGCCGGAAGAUAAGGAAGCAGCGCUCUUCCAUCCAUGAAUCACGGCCCACCGUGGGGCCUCCUCCUCCAAAACAGCCUUCGUCGAGUGUGGCCAUGACCCAUAGAGAAAAGCAAGUGGAUGAGGGUUUCCUCGCCCGGAUGAUGCGGCCUACCCACUCAUCUUCUUCCAAGACGAACGAGAAAGCACCCCCGACGCCCCCAAAGCGUUCUAGGCAACGCCAAAAACAGCCAAGUACCACGAACAGCCCACGAACAUCCAACGGCUCCAAAAAGACUAGCGUCCCGACUGUUACUGCACGCUCCUCCUCUAUGCCGUCGUCGAAAGGGCCAUCUUUAGAUCCAACGGAGGACGCCGAAUCCUCUGGCGUUGAAGUCCUGCCUGGUGCUUCUAACGUGACCAACGGUAUGAAAGGCAAUGACAGCAGCAGCCAAGCUGGCUUGGAAGAGCGAGCGGCUUCGCGCAAUGGAGCUUCGGGUUUGGAGCAGCAGAUCCCUGACCUAAACUCUGAUGAACAGCUGGGUGGGGUGGAUGGUUCUGCUGAGCUCGAGAAGGUGGACGGAGAAGUUCGCACGCCUUCGCCUAAGGUGUCUUUGACUGAAGGCGUUCUUCCAUAUCAGACCGAACAGGUACAUUACGCAGAUGCUGAUGAUGCCGCAGUGUCGGUGCAGCCAAAUGGUUCGGCCGCGAGCGUACAGCUACCCCAACAGGAGCAAGAUACCGCAUCCUCAGCUGAGUCAAACGAGUCCAUUCAGGCACUUGAAGAGGUAGAGGUCUCGAGCAUGCCUUCUGCGAUUCGUCCCGAGUCCCAAACAGAAGACGGCUCCAAUGAGUCAGCAAGUCCUUCUCCUUUGCCGACUGCUGAUCAGCCAAGCUCCAAGACCAUGGCAGAGAACCAUUCCGUACCCGAGGAAUAG